Messenger RNA from Puntigrus tetrazona (Sumatra barb), 641 nucleotides. It is a transcript of the gene cart3, whose product is annotated as cocaine- and amphetamine-regulated transcript protein. Gene Ontology annotation, biological process: cellular response to starvation; negative regulation of appetite; adult feeding behavior. Bases 105 to 458 code for a protein of 117 amino acids. Gene Ontology annotation, molecular function: neuropeptide hormone activity. The transcript is spliced from 3 exons. The record is from RefSeq and is a predicted model, not a curated record. Lineage: Eukaryota; Metazoa; Chordata; Actinopteri; Cypriniformes; Cyprinidae.
AGUGAGUGGUGUGUCCGCGGAGCAGAUAUAAGGUGAUUGGACCGCGGGAAGCGAGUGUUCACUUGAAUCUCAGUGCGGAGGACGCGUUAGUCUCGGCUGUGACCAUGGAGAGCUCCAAACUCUGGACCACAGCGAUGGCGUGCGCUGUGCUGGUCUCCUGCAUCCAGGGGGCUGAAAUGGACUUUGACAACGAAUCCGACUUAGAAACGAGAGCUUUGAGAGAGUUUUAUCCAAAGGACCCGAAUCUGACCAACGAAAAGCAGCUGCUCGGGGCUUUGCACGACGUUCUGGAGAAACUGCAGAGCAAACGCAUCUCACUUUGGGAAAAGAAGUUUGGGCGCGUUCCUACAUGCGACGUCGGGGAGCAAUGCGCCAUCAGGAAAGGAUCGAGAAUCGGCAAAAUGUGCGACUGUCCACGUGGAGCGUUUUGCAAUUACUUUUUGCUGAAGUGUUUGUAAAGGUGAAAAUGAAUCGGAAACGUACACACGACAUUACAGAUAUUUAUACAUGUGAUUUCUAUUUUUAUGAUUAUGAAGCGCUAUGAGAAGACGAGAUGAAUCUGAAAGAUUGUUGAAUUAUUUGCUGCUCUUGAUGUGUAAUUAAACCUGAAUAAACUGUGUGGACUUUUGUUUUCUAAGGCA